Molecule: messenger RNA, 1631 nt
Organism: Carassius carassius (crucian carp)
Lineage: Eukaryota; Metazoa; Chordata; Actinopteri; Cypriniformes; Cyprinidae
Exons: 5
Coding region: 156-761 (201 amino acids)
Source: RefSeq, a predicted model, not a curated record
UAGUUCCUGGUUUUGAUUUCCUGACACAGACGGAUUGCUUGUUUUAGUAUUUUUCGCUGGAGUGCAUACACGGCCUCAUCAUCAGAGUCAGUAGAGUGGCAGACGUAAAAUAUAUCUUCAGCUGUACCGGAUUGAUCACGGAUUUCCGCUCUCAGAUGGAGGAGGCGUAUGCAGCACUGUACCAGGAGUUUGUCCGUCUCCAGUCUCUCUGCUUAAAACAAGCAGCAAUAAUACAACAUCUCUCUGACACAAUACAACGACAACAAGGUUUAGCCACGGCUCCAACUAUGAACUUUGAGGAAAAGUCAGGACACCGACCCCAUCCUGCAGAACGCCAUGAUCAAGAACCACUAAGAGAUCCCAAUGGACCACACAUACUGGGCUCUCAAACUGUUAGUGAUCUCAGUCAAAUUGAUAGAGGACUAGACAAACUGCAUCUUAACCUGGACAUGCCAGAUCAGAAACAGGAUGACCACGAUAAAGCAGUUUUCCACUAUCCGGUAAAGACGACAGAAAACAGUGCCUUGGAUGACCUGAGGAGAGUUGAGCAAAAUUAUUAUGCUAACCAGACUUCACAGAGACUGCGGAGGCCCUGGUCAUCCUCGUUUCUGGACAGUGAGUUGGUCAGUCAAGCUGGAGGGCUGUUCAUGUCUGGAGUCACGCUGCAGUCACAGGUGUGUGAGUUCUGUCACGCUGUGUUUCCUGGACACACAAGCACCCGCGGAGAGUUUCUGCGUCACCUCACUACACACAUGACCUGAAGGAAAGCGAUCCUGGGAAUCAAAUUCAUCAGAAAAUUAAGAUGAGAUGAUAAGUAAACGGACUGGUAAUGUCAGAUUUUAAAACUAUUGGAGGUUUGGUCAGUGAUGAUCUAGAUUAUUUUUAUUAAAUUCCACAAAGUUGUACUGCAAGUAUGCAAAUAUGAUAAAGUGAGAAGAAAAACAGAAUAACGUUAUGAUUCAUCGCCUAGUUUGAUCUUCUAAUUAUAUGGUUCCAUCACAAAAAGUGUCUUGUUUUGUACCAGUAGAAAUGGUUUAUAUCAUUAUUUUUUAGAAUGAUAUACUGUUUUUACACAAAUGCUGAGAUAUGAGAGUGAUAUCAGUAUAGUGCUGUCUAGCAAUUCAAUAGUAAAUACACUGGAACAUGUUAGAAUGUAGAGAAUCAAUGGAUCACACCAACUGGUAGUGUGAAUGCUGUAAAACCUCAUUAGUUUAUCAGUGGUUAUGUUUAAAUGAACACCAGUGCUAUGAUAAAGGACAGCAAGUUAUCGGCAGAUUAAGACCCUUUUACAUGACAUGGCAAAUCUCUUUAGUCUUGUUUACAUCCUACUUAAUGUUACUUUUUAGUGUUCAUAAAAUAAUAAUAAUAAUCUGCAAUUUAUUGCUUUGAAAAAGGCAGCCUUCAAGGCACUCCAGCACACAAGGACAUGCUCUUACACAACACAGUCUAGCCUAAAGGGAUACUUCACUCAAAAAUCUGUAAUUUAAGCCUGUAUUUUCUGAAUUUAUUUUGUCACAAUGGUCCGAAACAACUCUUUUGACUUUAAUUUCAUAUGGACGAAAAUCCUGCAAAGUAUCUUUCAAAAUAUCCUCUUUUGUGUUUCACAGAAUAAAGAAAUAUAGAGUCCCACA